Messenger RNA from Diachasmimorpha longicaudata, 1765 nucleotides. It is a transcript of the gene Arp10, whose product is annotated as actin-related protein 10. The record is from RefSeq and is a predicted model, not a curated record. The transcript is spliced from 5 exons. Gene Ontology annotation, biological process: retrograde axonal transport of mitochondrion. Bases 48 to 1190 code for a protein of 380 amino acids. Gene Ontology annotation, cellular component: dynactin complex. NCBI's taxonomy places the organism in Eukaryota, Metazoa, Arthropoda, Insecta, Hymenoptera, Braconidae.
UCUCUCCCGAAGGGAGUAAUCUCUUUGAGUAGUAAGAGUUAGUGAAUAUGUCUGGGAAAGUGUCGAGACACUACGAGAGCAUUCGCCUCAUUUGUGAGAAACAAGUGGUGGUUUUAGAUAUUGGAGCAGCAUACACCAAAUUCGGUUAUGCCGGCGAAGCUACCCCUAGGGGGAUAAUCAGAACCGAGAUAAAAUGCCAAGAGACAAAGAAAAUACGCUCCAUUUUCAAGUAUGAUAAUGUUGAUGACUUGUAUGAAUUACUCGUCGAGUUUCUGCACUCUCUUUUUUUCAAACAUGUUAGGAUAACACCGAAGGACGUCAGACUGGUGAUACUGGAGAGUCUCCUGACACCUACCAAAUUUCGUGACACUCUGGCUAAAGUUCUUUUCAGGCAUUUCGAAAUCGCCUCAUUGAUGAUCUUGCCAAGUCACCUGGUAACAAUCAGUACUCUCGGUUGGGAUACAGCCUUGGUACUGGAUGUUGGUUAUCAAGAGGCCACUCUGAUUCCAGUUUACAACGGAGUGCCGAUGCUCAAAGCCUGGCAGAGCCUGCCAUUAGCUGCUGAAGCCGUUCAUAAUCGCAUGAGGGAGGAUUUCAAGGAGUCACUACCAGAUGUUGAAUUUGACGAAGAGCUCCUCGAAGAUAUAAAAGUGAGGACGUGUUUUGUGACGACACUGGAGCGUUCAAAAAAACUAGACAGCGACGAACCUCCAGUUCCACCCCCGUCAGUUAAGUACCCUGGGUUAAAGACAUUUACUGUUCCUGGCCACAUUAGGGAAAAGGCAUUUGAAUUGUUGUGGGAGAGGGACAAUGACAAUCUGUCCAUUCCAACAAUGAUUCUGGACUCACUAGUCAAGUGUCCGAUUGACACACGGCAACAGCUGGCGGAGAAUAUCCUCCUCGUCGGUGGUACGGUCAUGGCAACGGGUUUUACUGCCCGAUUGAAGUCGGAAUUAAUUUCCAUUGUUUCGAGUAAUUUAUACUGUGAAAAACUUAAAGUCCGGAAUUUCAAAUUUCACACUGCACCGUGCAAGCCCAAUUACACAGUCUGGUUGGGAGGAGCAAUAUUUGGCAUUGCUGAUUUGCCCUCGAGGUGUAUUUUGAAAGAAAAUUAUCUCAAGAACGAUCGAGUCCCAGAUUGGGCUAAUCUUCUGCAUAAUAACAAAGAGGGAUCCAGUUUUGGAAUUUAGAUGGAAUUUUAAGGAGAGCUCGGAGGCAGAAGAAUACGACGGAAUGCCCACUUUUCACUAUUCAUAGAUUUUCGAGCUGCUGAUGACAUGGAAUCAUUUUAAUAAAUUAAGUCUGUUUCGUUGUCUCCGUGGCUUCACAUCGGUCCCUUCGGAGGGAAAGCAUGAACAGUCUUGUGUUACUGUUUUUAACAGCACAGCUUAACUUAUCAACCCAGUUAAAUAAUAUAUGAAAAUUAAAAACAUGUAUAACAAUUUUUAUAAAUAGAUUUAAAAAAUUAAUGAACAAAUGUUUCUAUAUUUUUGUUUCUAAAGAAAUUAUAUUAAUUCUGUUUUACCUUUUCAAUGGCUCAACUACUAAGAGCGGGGCAAGGAGUGUAGGAAAAUCCUGGACGUUUAAAAGAAAAUUUACAUGAGACCAUUAAAUUAGUCAUCGAAAUUUAUUCUUCGCCGUUUAAUACAAGAAUCUUGUUAUCCAAAAAAUAUUUGUUGGAAAUUCCCGAUCAAUAGCUUACAGGGUAGUGAGGAGUGUAAGUUUUUCAUUUAAUUGAAGUUGAGUUUUAAUCAACUGCGACAAU